AUGCGGCGUACGCAACACCAUGGUAUAGCGAAAACUUCUCGCCGAAAAUCCCCACUCCCUGAGUCCUCGGCGCUCGGCCAGACAUCUCGGUCCUGCAUCAUUUGUCACCGCCGAAAGGUUCGCUGUGACCGCAAAGAGCCUUGUUCUAAUUGCGUCCGGCACGGCUCCACAUGCCAAUAUCCAGAGACUUCGGCCCAGGAAGCUCCGAGGAAGCCGCCGUCCUUACAAGACGUGACUGAUCGAUUAGAAAGAGUGGAAGCACUCCUACUUGAGGUACUGAACAAGGAGAGAGUCAGUAUCCAAAAAUCGGUUCCUACAAAGGGUCUGGAUGAGGUUCCUCAAACAUCUGCCAAUCCACCUCCUGUCAGAAGGCCCUGGGAAACACUUGUCACAGAUGGGAAGAGGAUUCAAUAUGUGGACAACACAAAUUUACUGGACCUUUUUCAAGAUGAAGAUCGAAUCAAUCCGCCCGAAAUCCAGCCAUCUCAACGGGUCGCCUCAAAACGAGGUCGUACCCUGAACCUUACUGUAGGACUUCCAUCUGUCGUUACAGAUAACAACGGAGAUUGGCAUCAGUUUUACCCUGAUACCCAGCUGGCGUUGAUACUAUGGACGACGUACAUUGAGAAUGUAGAUCCCGUUCUCAAGAUCCUCCAUAUUCCCACCAUGCAAUCGGCCAUGAUUAAUGUGAUAUCUCGAUCACAGCCUCAUAGUUACUCUAUGAGCGCGCUAGCUUUUGCAGUGUACUUUGCUUCUGUGACCAGCUUAUCUGAAGACCAACUUCCACACUUGACAACAGAAGAUCGGGAAGAAAUGCUCCAGAAAUACAAAAAGGGGAUCAAUCAAGUUGUCACAGAGGGUCAACUGUUCAAUGAGCCAGAUUUGACCGUCCUCCAGGCUCUCGCCAUUUUUGCUACCAGUUUGCGAGUCCACGAUAACAGCCGGACCGUCUGGAUCCUGAUUGGAACCACAAUAAGGCUGGCGCAGUCGAUCGGAAUUCACAGAGAGGGGGCGUCCUUGCGGUUAAGCCCAUUUGAAAGCGAGAUUAGGCUUCGUCUUUGGUGGCAUCUUUGUUUACUAGAUUCCAGAGCACCUGAGGAUCACGGAUUUGCAAGGAUAGAGAGCUUCAACCACGACUUGAGGCUCCCUCUCAACAUCGAUGACAACCAGUUGUUUCCGGCAAUGCAGAAGCUUCCACAGGAUGCCGAGGGCUGGACAGAAACUAGCUUUGGCAUUAUGCAACUCGAGGUUGCUAGGCUACUGCACCAGGUGCUAGGGGAGAGAACGAGAAAUGUCGACAUUCUACAGGAGCUCGCGGAGAAGAGAAAGAUCAUUGACAGUCACAGCGCGUCGAUUGAAAAGAGAUUCUUCCCUAAAGGCAUCUGUUCUACACUACAAAAAGCAGCCUCGAGUCAUUAUUAUGCCGCCUCGUCAAAGAUGGUUUUCAUGCUUCAAGUAAGAGAGGAUCUCCACGUCAACAACCAUCGAGCAUGUCCUCGCGCGGUUCACCAAGGCCUCAGCGAAAAGCCCUUCAGAUCAGCCUGCGACACACUCAGGAAGGGAUGGUCUCUCGUGAGCGGCGAAAUUUCUCCCAAGUUUGUCUGGGUCUUCAAAGCUUAUACCCAGUGGUAUGCACUGGCCUAUGUUUUGAGAUAUUUGUGCGCAUUCCCUUCCAGGCCCGGGACAAAAGAAGCACGAGUCCUCGUUAACAAAACCUUUGGUACAAUAUCCAAUGGCUUACAUGACUAUAACUCCAGUAAAAGCAACAUUUGGAGAUGCUUGCUUUGGUUACAGCGCCAAGCAUCAGAAGCCGAAAUGAAUGCAGGAGGCACUUCGGCUGAUCAUCAAAACCAUACGACUGACAAUGAUAGCAUGGAAGGGGUGGCAGAUGUAUCUGUUUCUCAUGACCGGUCGGAAUCCUUGCUGCCAUCCCAUGUACCAAUACCAAGGCAUGACAAUAAGAGCUUCCCCGCAUCAGACGCAUUAGACAUGCCCAGAAUGCUAAAUCACCUGAUAGGGAUGUACCAAGACGCCGAAGUCGAAUGGCAAGAUGGAGAUUUUGCCUUUGGGAAUUCCAUUGCCCCAGAAAUGCUAUACUUGCCUGAGUGGAGUGAUAUUGUCAAUAGAGGGUUUGGAUGA
Messenger RNA from Clonostachys byssicola, 2139 nucleotides. The record is from the annotation of a GenBank genome assembly. NCBI's taxonomy places the organism in Eukaryota, Fungi, Ascomycota, Sordariomycetes, Hypocreales, Bionectriaceae.